UCUUGAAGCGGCUGGUGAAGAAUUCUGAAGGGUUGUUCUUUUUCCUUGGGAUAAUUCUUGUUAUUGUUUUAAAUAAUGGCGUCAAAUAUAGGGAUGAUGGAUAGUGCAUACUUUGUUGGGAGGAAUGAGAUUCUUUCAUGGAUCAACGCCAGGCUUCAGCUUAAUUUCACUCGUGUUGAAGAGGCUGCAUCUGGAGCUGUCCAAUGUCAGAUGAUGGACAUGACUUACCCAGGAGUUGUUCCAAUGCACAAGGUGAACUUCGACGCUAAGACUGAAUACGAUUUCAUCCAGAACUACAAAGUACUUCAGGAUGUUUUUAACAAACUCAAAAUCGACAAGCAUAUUGAGGUAAACAGACUUGUCAAAGGGCGACCAUUGGACAACUUGGAGUUCUUACAAUGGCUGAAGCGCUAUUGUGAUUCCGUUAACGGUGGCCUAAUGAACGAGAAUUACGACCCCGUGGAGCGCAGAACUAAAGGUGGAAAGGAGAGAAGCAUCAAGGGUUCUCAGAAGAACCACAAGUCAUUACAAACAAACAACUCCGUCAAUUCCAGCUCAUCUGAAGGAGAUUAUACGGUUCUUAGAAGAUGUACAAGCGCCAAACAAGGGAAGUCAGGUGUCCCUUCAGCUGUCAAUCCUUCAUUGGAGAUUAAAGCAUUGACAAAGGAGGUUUCGGAUCUCAAGCUUUCUGUCGAAGGCCUGGAAAAGGAACGAGACUUUUACUAUGAAAAAUUACGUGACAUAGAAAUACUUUGUCAGUCGCCUGAGGUAGAAGAUAAUCCGAUUGUUGUGGAAGUCAAGAAAAUAUUAUAUGCUGCAGACGAGGAGGAGACCGCUCAAUCUAUCGGUGUAUGAAAAAUCGAAUUCUCUGAUGAAUCACUGAAUACUAACUGAAAUCAGCAUUGGCGAGCUACCUUGUAUUCGAUCAAUAUAACUAAGUAAAUAUGUUAAUAUUUGGGAAUUGUAUUGUGAAAAACUGUACAACAAUUUGUUCUAUUAUGAGAACUUUUGGAACUUCUGGAAAAUGUAUAAACUCAGAUGUGCUGCAGUUUCAGACAGUCUUGUUUAUGUUUUUCUUUCUCUC
Molecule: messenger RNA, 1084 nt
Organism: Sesamum indicum (sesame)
Lineage: Eukaryota; Viridiplantae; Streptophyta; Magnoliopsida; Lamiales; Pedaliaceae
Product: microtubule-associated protein RP/EB family member 1A
Molecular function (GO): microtubule binding
Source: RefSeq, a predicted model, not a curated record